CAGAUGACGAAUAAAACGUGCUCCGGCGGCCACGCCCCUUUCGUUGAAAAACAAAAAAUAAUUAUUAGGACUGCGACGAGGCAGUCGAUCAGCUUUUCUCGGAAGAAAGCCAAGCACCGUGAGUUUUUAGACCGCGGAUACCCCACAGAAUAAAAACCUCCAGUACCAUGACAAUACGUGAUAGUAUCUGAUAGGAACAGAACUACUAUACUGUAAAAUGGCUAGCGAAAUUCAAAGCACCAAGUCGACCUUAACAUGGCCUCUGUUAGCGGCGGCUGUUGUCACUUUUCUGGGGUCAUCGGUGCCAGCAGGGUACAACAUCGGAGUUAUAAACACUCCUCAAUUGAUAAUAAAAGAAUUCUGCAACCAAACUAUCAUCGAGCGGUAUUCGACAGAACUGAGCGAGUACUCGUUGGACAUUUUCUGGUCAUGGGUGGUGUCCGUCUAUAUCAUCGGAGGCACACUAGGCUCGUUUUCCGGGUGCUGGUUUGCAGAUAAAUGGGGACGUAAAGGAGCCAUCCUUGUGAAUAACCUAUUGGGAGCAGUGGCUGCAGCACUUUUUGUUGCAACUCCAAUUGCUAAAUCCGUUGAAAUGCUGAUCAUCGCACGCUUCCUUGUUGGACUUUCAUCUGGACUGACCACAAGCGUUGUGCCAAUGUACAUGAUGGAGGUUGUCACUUUAGACUUGCGAGGGCCUAUGGGAGUCCUUUGCCCGCUCGGCAUUUGCUUCGGCGUUCUUGUGUCACAAAUUUUGGGACUGGAAUUUAUUUUAGGUUCUGCUGAAACUUGGCAUUACUUACUUGGCCUAUACGGAAUCCCAGUUUUGAUCUGCAUGGCGUUUUUGCCUUACCUGCCCGAGAGCCCAAAAUAUUUGUUCGUCAUAAAGAAAGACGAGGACAAAUGCACAAAAGCGCUUUCAAGACUUCGAGGUCUUCCCGAGAGUGCCUUAAAAACUGAAAUCCUAGAAACAAAGGCUGCAAGUCUGAGAGAAAUUAGCGCAGGCCAGUGGGGAAUUGUUCGGUUGAUCAAAUCAAAAUCUCUCCGUUGGCCCCUCAUCUUGGUUUGCGCCAUGCAAGGAGGACAACAGUUGAGCGGCAUCAAUGCUGUAUUUUACUAUUCCGUGCCCAUAUUUCUGAGUGCCGGACUGAACAAAGAGAGUAGCCAGUACGCCAGUAUUGGCGCUGGAGUUGUCAAUUUCCUUGUGGCUGCACUCGCAACUUUCCUCAUUGGUCGAUUCCGUCGGCGCGCCUUGAUGCUUUUUAGCUGCACGACUGUAAUUGUGUGCCUUUUACUGCUGGCUGUUUCAAUUUACUUUAUGGAACAAUUUUCAUGGUUGUCUUAUGUUUCGGUCGUGGCAAUGCUUUCUUAUGUAUUUUUCUAUGGAUUGGGACUGGGACCCAUUCCAUAUUUCAUUGCCUCAGAGCUCUUCACGGUUGGACCUCGCUCGGCUGGAAUGGCGUUGGGGAGCAUGGCUAACUGGGGAGCCAACUUUUUAGUCGGCAUGACUUUCCCUUCCGUAAAAUCUGCCAUCGGCGCUCUUUCAUUCCUGCCUUUUGCCACGUCUACAGUGAUUCUUACUUUUUUGGUUUGGAAAAAACUGCCGGAAACCUUCGGAAUAGAUCCUGCAGGAUCUAAUGAGUUGAGCUCAGAAGAAAUCGCUCUUCAGGAAGAGUCGCCGACCAAAGAAUCCUAAACUAUAUAAUAUAUUUACUUAAAAAAAUCAUGCACAAAUGUUUUUUAUGCCAAAUUUUUUAUUUUUAACUUUAUUCGCACUUUGCACGCUGCCUUGAAUUGGGCUUUCAGAUCUGGCUUUGUUGAAAAUACGCUUUUUUAAUAAAUUUUGUAUACACACUUCCGGA
Messenger RNA from Neocloeon triangulifer, 1859 nucleotides. RefSeq names its product solute carrier family 2, facilitated glucose transporter member 3-like. Gene Ontology annotation, molecular function: hexose transmembrane transporter activity. Bases 218 to 1693 code for a protein of 491 amino acids. Lineage: Eukaryota; Metazoa; Arthropoda; Insecta; Ephemeroptera; Baetidae. Gene Ontology annotation, cellular component: membrane. The record is from RefSeq and is a predicted model, not a curated record. Gene Ontology annotation, biological process: monosaccharide transmembrane transport. The transcript has 11 exons.